UUGACUUUCUCCUUGAGGGCGGGCCUUCUCUAUGUAGUGACUACUGAGUAGUGACUACUCCGUAUUAUUUUCGCCCUAAUCAAACCCUUACUCAUAAAUCACUCAAUAGUGAAGAAACUGGGUUGAGCUUUGUUAGUGGGGAAUAGCACUUAGCAAUGGCGUCUUCUUCAUCGAAUAGCGGGUACGAGGUACCAUGGGUGGAGAAGUACCGACCCAGCAAAGUUUCCGACAUUGUCGGCAACGAGGAUGCUGUCUCUCGCCUCCAAGUCAUUGCUCGCGAUGGCAACAUGCCCAACCUCAUCUUGGCCGGUCCUCCGGGUACAGGAAAAACAACAAGCAUACUCGCUCUUGCACAUGAACUUUUAGGACCAAACUGCAAGGAAGGAGUUCUGGAGUUGAAUGCUUCAGAUGAUAGGGGAAUUGAUGUUGUCAGGAACAAAAUUAAAAUGUUUGCGCAGAAGAAAGUUACCCUCCCUCCUGGGCGACACAAGAUAGUUAUAUUGGAUGAAGCUGACAGCAUGACAUCUGGAGCUCAACAAGCUUUGAGAAGGACAAUGGAAAUAUACUCAAACACUACUCGCUUUGCGCUUGCAUGUAAUACAUCUUCAAAAAUCAUUGAGCCAAUUCAGAGUAGAUGUGCAUUGGUCCGGUUUACAAGGUUGUCAGAUCAAGAAAUUCUUGGUCGUCUCAUGAUAAUCAUUGAGGCUGAACAGGUUCCAUAUGUUCCAGAAGGUCUUGAAGCUAUAAUUUUCACUGCUGAUGGUGAUAUGCGGCAAGCUCUGAAUAACUUGCAGGCUACCUUCAGUGGAUUCCGAUUUGUCAACCAGGAAAAUGUCUUCAAGGUUUGUGAUCAGCCUCAUCCUUUGCACGUUAAGAACAUGAUCCGAAAUGUGCUUGAAGGAAAGUUUGAUGAUGCUUGUUCUGGUAUGAAAGGCCUCUAUGAUAUGGGUUACUCCCCUACUGACAUAAUCACUACACUUUUCCGUGUUGUUAAAAACUAUGACAUGGCCGAGUAUUUGAAGUUGGAAUUCAUGAAGGAAACUGGGUUUACCCAUAUGAGAAUUUGCGAUGGAGUUGGCUCCUAUCUUCAGCUAUGCGGACUUCUGGCUAAGCUAUCACUUGUCAGGGAGACAGCCAAAGCAGCCUGAUUACUCUGUUAGAUGGUUGAAGCAUGGUUCGCCUCCACCUGUUUCCAUUUUUCAGUGACUUCGGAUUGUGCAAAAAGUUUCUCCUCUGUAGAUUCAGCUGUUAUUUUGCGUAGGAGUUGAAUUGCUGUAAGAAAAUUGCAUUCCUUGCUUGUAUCUAGGCCCAGAGCCUGGGUUAUCUAGGAAUACAUACAAAUUUAAGUUUAUCCAGGCAUGCUUUUUCUCAAAGAAGGCUGAAAACCAGUUAGCUGAUCUACUUUUGCUUGUAGCUAAUGACGAUUUCUCACUGGUCAUGGAAUUGAAGCAGGGAAAUUUUUUGCUCUUUGGUGAUGUAAACAUGGGUUGAUUUAUAUAUUUUGUGGCUAAUGUCUUGUGCCUUCUUUGAA
Chenopodium quinoa (quinoa) is the source of this 1531-nucleotide messenger RNA. Its product is annotated as replication factor C subunit 2-like. The record is from RefSeq and is a predicted model, not a curated record. NCBI's taxonomy places the organism in Eukaryota, Viridiplantae, Streptophyta, Magnoliopsida, Caryophyllales, Amaranthaceae. The transcript has 7 exons. Gene Ontology annotation, molecular function: ATP binding; DNA binding; DNA clamp loader activity. Gene Ontology annotation, biological process: DNA-templated DNA replication; DNA repair. The coding region runs from base 156 to 1148 and encodes 330 amino acids. Gene Ontology annotation, cellular component: nucleus; DNA replication factor C complex.